This is a messenger RNA of Wyeomyia smithii (pitcher-plant mosquito), 3718 nucleotides long. Its product is annotated as pyruvate dehydrogenase phosphatase regulatory subunit, mitochondrial-like. The transcript is spliced from 6 exons. Gene Ontology annotation, cellular component: mitochondrion; mitochondrial matrix; cytoplasm. The record is from RefSeq and is a predicted model, not a curated record. Bases 529 to 2976 code for a protein of 815 amino acids. NCBI's taxonomy places the organism in Eukaryota, Metazoa, Arthropoda, Insecta, Diptera, Culicidae. Gene Ontology annotation, molecular function: protein binding; oxidoreductase activity.
UAACUAGAACACAAUUUCUAACUAAUUUUGUAUGCUUAUUAAAAUAGUAAACAUUUUGAAAAUUUUUUUUUGGCUUAUAUUAAUUCUGAUUACGUGUUGACCAAGUGAGAGAGUUUUGAUGAUUUCAGAUGCAAUUCAAUCUUGUAGCACAAUUUGCCCCACUGUACUUAGAGAUUGUUACUCUGAAGAAGCUAAAAACAUCUGUUGUUAGUAAACAAUCAUUACACAUGAUACCGUUAUGUACUCUCUGUUUCACACACACACACUGCGCCGAUGCAACCAAGCCUCUUUAUAUACAACGGUUCAUGCACAAAAUCGAUUUCGCUGCAGAAGAGGAUUAAAAUAAGACAUCAAAACAUGAAAUAAAGUGCAGCUGAAGAAGCAAGUACACAGCCAAUGCAUCUAACAUUAGUGUGCGUUGGUUGAGAUUGCAUUGAAAAUGCUUAUUAUAUAAGUGCUUUUAUUAGAAAGACAUAUUACGGUGCAGUUGCAAUUUGCAUUUUUCUUCCUGGAAUAAGACGAUCCAAAAUGAAUUACUUAACUAAGUUUUCCCAUCCAAAGAGAUUCCGUUGGAAAUGGUACAGUACCGGUCAUACAGAGAAUUCUACACAAACUGCGAGAGUGGUGAUUGCCGGGGCAGGAUUAGUGGGCAAUUCGGUGGCUUAUCAUUUAACCGAGAAUGGAUGGAAUAACGUGGUAGUAUUGGAUCAACACAAGAUAGGAAGUGGUACGUCGGAUUUCGGAUCGGGAACUAUAGGACUAUUCAAGCCUACUCCAGAACGUAACAUUAUUAUGGAAAGUGUAAAACUGUACGAACGGUUGCAACAUGCUGGUCACAACGUGGGGCUACAAAAAUGUGGCAGCCUUAACCUAGCACAAACGCACGACCGAGUGAUAGCAUUCAAGCGAAGAAUUGCUUACAAUGUGCCGACAGGUUUAUUCUGUGAAUUUAUUGGUGCGGAAACUGCAAAGCAGUUACAUCCGCUCCUGAAUGUGGACGAUAUUCAAGGAGCCGUACACGUACCUGAUGAUUGCAUUGCAGAUCCAGCAUUGGUUUUGAACGUGCUCGUUAGUUUAUCUAAGCAAAAAGGAGUCAAAUAUUUUGAGGGAUGCGAAGUUAAGUGGAUCAAUACUAUAGGAGGUCGUGUUGAUAGUGUGGAAACAGAUAUUGGAACAAUAAAAUGUGAAUAUUUCAUCAACUGCAGUGGUAUGUGGGCUCGCGAAUUGGGGUUGAGGAGUAGAAAACCAGUAUGUAUUCCAGCUUAUCCCGCACAGCAUUUUUAUGCACUUUCAACUAACUUAAACCUGGCGACUGAUAGUCUUCUACCAUGCAUUCGUGACUACGAUUCUAACAUGUAUGCUAGACAGUAUGGCGGGGAAAUGUUGGUAGGUUGGUUUGAAAAAGAAGCAAUACCUGCCUUCGAAAACAAGAAAGACAUACCUAAAGGCUGGAAAGCUUAUUUAUCGCAAAACAUGCCAAAUCAUUGCACACCAUUAUGGGAAAAAGCAAUAGAUCGCAUGCCUGCGCUGAAAACCACAACCAAUCCAAAGAUUACUAAUAGUCCAGAUAAUUUCACUCCAGACGGGCGAUUAAUUUUUGGAGAAACAGCUGAAGUUAAGAAUUACUAUGUCGCCUGUGGUCUUAAUGGAAAUCCUUUGCAAGGAUCUGGUGGUGUUGGAAAGGCACUUGCUGAAUGGAUUGUGGCAGGAACACCAACUAUAGAAAUGUUACCUUUUAAUAUACAACGCUUCUUAGAUCUCCACAACAAUCGACAGUAUUUGCAAAACCGUAUUAGAGAAGUUGUUGGGCGGCAAUACGCCAUUUUGUACCCAAACCAGAGCGAAUACAAAUUUUCACGAAAGCUUCGCUGUUCUCCACUAUAUAGUGUUCUGGAAACACGAGGUGCCGUGUUUGGAACAAAAAUGGCCUACGAAAGAGCGCUGUACUUUGAUACCGACUACAAACGGGGGAAUCCUCCUCCAACAAUGCCACCCGGCAGUUUCUACAAACCAAAAUUUUUCAUAUUUAUGGAAAAAGAGUACUUUGCAUGUGCACAGCAUGUCGGCAUCAUCGAUAUAUCAUCAUUUUCUAAAAUCGAGAUCCAGCCCGGGAUACAAAGUAGUAGUCAUAGGAAUAGUGUUCUAGAUUAUCUACAAAAAAUGUGUGCCAAUGAUGUUAACAUUCAAAUCGGACAUAUCGUGCACAGCGGUAUGCUGAAUGAGCGCGGUGGUUACGAGAACGAUUGUAUGCUUAUACGCCAAAGCGAUGAUCAGUACUUUAUGAUAUCGCCGUCAUCCCAACAGACUAAAAUUUACGAAUGGAUGUCGCGUAAUCUCCCGCGAGAUGACAGCGUUAAACUUAAUGACGUCACAUCGAUGUAUACUGUACUUAACGUUGUGGGACCUAAAUCGACCCAACUUAUGAGUGAACUAUCUAACUCAAAUGUAAAGUUACAACCUUUCACAUAUCGAAAAUUAAAUGUUGGCUUUGCCAGUGAUGUGAUGAUCAUGACUUUUACACACACAGGAAUGCCAGGUUACUGUUUGUAUGUUCCGUCCGAAUAUGCGUUACAUGUUUACGACAGGCUGAUGGCAGUGGGACGCGACUACGGUGCACGAGAUGUUGGUACAUUGACGCAGCGUUUCCUUAGAAUCGACAAGUUCAUCCCAUUUUGGGGCGACGAACUGACUAGUAUGACAACCCCCUUUGAGGCUGGUGUUUUUUACUCAAUUUCCCAAUUGAAGAAAAAAGAGGAUUUCAUAGGAAGAUCUGCCCUCGAAAAACAGAAACAGGAUGGCCUAACAAAACGUUUAGUUCUGUUCCAUCUGGAGGAUAUUGAUGUCGAUAAAGAUGUUUGGCCCUGGGGUGGUGAGCCUAUAUAUCGUAAUGGGGAGUAUUGUGGUACUGUGACGUCUGCCGGAUAUUUUUGUUCGAUUUUUUGCAUCAUCAAUUCUCGUUAUCUUGUCGUAACGUAACGUAACGUGAAGAUUCUUCUAAAAACGUAACGCAAUGUAACAUAAAAAUGCUUCUACUAAAAAGAAGAAAAUUUUUAAAACGGAACAUAAUUAUUUUUACUAUUGAAUUUAGUCAAUUUGGUGGUUCCAUCAAUUUUAUAAGGCUCGUACACAAAUUACGUAACGCUAAUAAUCUAAAUUUCGGACCCUCCCCCCUUCCUAUGUAAAAAUAAGUAACGUUCGAUAUGACUCCCCCUAAAUUACGUAACGCUAAACAACCUGGCCCCCCCCCCCCCCUCCCCACUACAAAUUUGCAAUUUUAAGCAAAUAUCACAGUUACGUAACUAUCUGUAACAAUAACUAACACAGACUCAACCCUUCUUCCCCCGUCAUCUGUUACGUAGUUUGUGACGCCUAAUGGCAGGAAAAAUAAUUAUUACAUGCAAAUUAGCUGAAAUGUUAUGUAGAAUCUAUUGUUAGAAUUAUUAUUGUUCGAAACAUUGUUAUUGGUGUUCUCAAGACUAAUAGUCAAAGCUCAAAUAAUCAAAACGUUCAAAUUUUGUUCGCUUCUGGCUAUUAUAACAAACCGCAUUGAUAACAAACCGACGCGCAAAACUAAUGAAUACCUUUUUCAAAAGCGAGUGUAUAAAAUAUUUGAAUAAUUUCUGUAUUUUGGGAUCUUGGCUUCUAAUUUUUGCUUUGAAUAAAACUGAGAUAUACUCACUAAAAUCACAUGGAGCCGUAGCCGUAGUGUAAGACAGUA